Molecule: messenger RNA, 2574 nt
Organism: Chilo suppressalis (striped riceborer)
Lineage: Eukaryota; Metazoa; Arthropoda; Insecta; Lepidoptera; Crambidae
Source: the annotation of a GenBank genome assembly
AUGCCUCACAGAAAGAGAAAAUGUCUCAAAAGGAAAAAGAAAAAACUGACGGCUCAUUCUUUUCCUAAGAAGAAAUCAAAGUCUACCAAUAGCAAUGGCAUUGAUAAUGAGUCAGGAAACGGCACCAAAAGAAAUUCUAUCAUAUUUAAUACCGCUUCACAUAAAAAUGUUGAUAAAUGCGGAGUCAACAGACUGCUUUCACCGUUCAACAAAUUUGGAAAAUUUAAGAAACGGUUAGUCAAUGAUAAAAAACGCGAUAUGCCAUUACAAACUAAUAAUCAUCCAACGGGUUUAUCUCCCAAAGAGAAAAGCUAUGUAAUUUGCAGUUGUCAAACACGUACUUCACGUUAUUUAAAACUCAAAGAUCUUGCUUCGAAUGCCAUAAAAGAAAAUAAAAUAUUUUCUGUAUAUGGAAGCUGCAACGCUGUACGCAAGGCCUUGCUCGAACGAGGAUGGGUGGAAAAAAUCCCACCUAAUCGUAUGAAUUUAACCAAAAUUCGAAACGGCACAAUAACAAGUAAGUCGGAUAUUCAUGGAGAAUUAGAGAGACUUCUACUAUCUAAUUUAGUUGAAAAGUAUAAUCCCAAUUUUGUUUGGAAUGUGAAAGAAGAGCAUUAUGAACCUCCGCUUAUUGAUAUGACAAAAGAAUGUAACCCAGUCAUCAACAAGUUAAGGACUUACGCAACGUGGACAACGAAACAAGGAUUGUGUUCAUCAAUGAAGAGGAAUUAUUGGUUUUACAUUGAGGACAUUGCCGAAGUGAAUGGUCCCCGAACUUACAACAGUUGCGAUUUGGGUGAAGUUGACGAGUUUGCAAAAGAUUAUAAAAUCACAGCCUGUACUAGCUUGUUAAAAUGGAUUCUCUCUAUGGUCGCGAACAAUCGACCAGUCUUCAUGGAAUCUGGAAAAAUAUCAAUGAAUGUGCUCGUGUUUGCUUUAAACAGAUGCAAAGAAUAUUUAUUUCGUAAACAGCACAAAGACAUCGAUAGAUGUUUGGUAUCAGCGAGUAGUGGUCAGUGGAAUGCUUUUCUGAAAAAAUAUUAUCGAAUUAUAGCGAAACAGGAUGUUUUUAAGGAUGAUAAAGAAAAUAAACUUCCCCUGUAUUUGGGCUAUGCUAAGUUUUUAUUGAAAGAGCUAUAUAAAUUUCGUCCGCAAUUGAGUUGCGAAGGAUGCCACAAUAUAUGGAUCAUUAAACCAGCUCAUUGUUCCCGAGGUAGGGGGAUCAGAAUGGCAUCCAAACUAGCUGUAAUCACUGAUUUAUUAAACAAAGCUAAUGCCAAGUUUGUGAUUCAAAAAUAUAUUGAGGAGCCACUCUUGAUUCACGAAACCAAAUUUGAUAUAAGGCAGUACUACUUGGUUACAAGUACAUAUCCUUUAGUGAUAUGGAUGUAUAAAGACUGCUAUUUAAAAUUCAGUUCACAAAAAUAUAAUCUCAAGAAUUACCACGAGUCAAUUCAUUUAACCAAUAACGCAGUACAAAGGAAGUAUAAAAACUGUAAGGAAAGACACGCAGAGCUACCGCAAAGCAAUAUGUGGCAUUCGGAAACAUUCAAAGAUUAUUUAUUAAAAAUAGGUAAAAAUAAAGUUUGGGAUAACAUUAUUUAUCCUGGAAUGAAGAAAUCCAUCACUGGAAUCAUGUUGAGUUGCCAAGACACUCUAAAUGUCAGCAAAAAUCGUUUUGAACUCUAUGGCUGUGACUUUAUCCUAGACAAGGAGUACAGACCCUGGUUAAUUGAAAUUAACUCUUGCCCAGACCUCAAUCACACUACACCAGUUACAGGCAAAAUAUGUCCGGCUGUUGUUUCCGACAUCAUUAAAGUUGUUGUUGAUUAUCCUUCUGACACAAAAUCUUCGACUGGAAAAUUCGAAUGUAUUUACCGUCAACCUAUAUCAACACCUAAAUACGGUACUGCUGCAGAUUUAUUUGUCCGUGGUUAUACUCUAUCUUCAGAUUACUUCUAUAAAGGAAAAAUAGAAUUGAAAGAGUCUUAUGAAGAUCCCGAUACUGACAGAGAAAAUGAUAUUAGAACCAUACUCAGUAAAUCAAAACAAUUUUACGAUCAAGAUGUAAUGAUAUCGCCAGAAGACGAUGAAGAAAGAGUUUCCAAUGAGUAUGAAAGUAUUGAGAUGGUAUGUUGUUCCCAUAAUACAGAGUCUGAAAACGAAUUGGACGUAGCAGCUACUGUUAUUACUGAGCAGCUAGAUGAAAUUAUAGACAGAAUAUCAUCAGAAAAGAAUUUAGGCAAUGAGGCUAUGAAUUCAAAUAAUAAACCAGGUAACUCUGCAGUGAAAAAUAAUUUGGUCUUACUUGAUCAGAUUAAAAGUGUCACUGAUAUAAACGUUUUUUUAAAAUCUACUUGCAAGGACUUCGUUUUAAAUAAGGUAGAAGCAGGAUUUACUUUUAGUAAAUUAGAUGACAGAUCUCAGGAACACGUGGAAAGGACUAGUGAAGCAAUAAUAUCGUCCGAUUAUGAUUUUAACCGUAAAAUAACAGAAACUGAGAUUCUUAAAGCUUCUUACAAAAUAAUAAAUUUUAUCGAUAGAAAAGAAAAGGAAUAUUUAAAAAGAAAUUAA